AACAGGUUCCCCCAGCAUGCUCCAUGGAACCAGACACUGUGUUUUUUGCAGGAGUUAAUACUUGCUGUAUGUUUGUGGGUCGUGUGUACAUGCUGAAUGUCCUCCACUGACACAUGGUUGACUCACCAAGGCACACACUAUGAUCUCAGCUGUUAUUUCAUUGCAUUAUCUCAGUAAUAACAAAGGACAAACAGGUCUAACUUAGGAUGCUAAGACGAGCCUGACAACAUGAGUGUGACAUCAUGGUUCCUGGUCAGCAGCUCUGGCACACGCCACCGGUUGCCACGAGAGAUGAUCUUUGUUGGCAGGGAUGACUGCGAGCUAAUGCUGCAGUCUCGUAGUGUGGACAAACAGCACGCUGUGAUUAACUAUGACCUGAACACAGACGAGCACAUGGUGAAGGACCUGGGCAGCUUGAACGGGACGUUUGUGAAUGACCUGAGAAUCCCAGACCAAACAUACAUCACCCUCAAGCUCUCUGAUGUCAUUCGUUUUGGCUAUGAUGCUCAUGUAUAUAUCCUGGAGAGAAGUCAACACAAGGUCCCAGAGGAAGCUCUUAAACAUGAGAAGUACACCAGCCAGUUGCAGCUUAGCAUUAAAGCUCUGCAGGCCAAGACGAGAGAAAACCAGCAGCUCCAGAGCUCAGAGAAGAGCAAAGGCCCUGUUUCCAAACUGCUGGAGAAGGCUGAGCGAAGAGCCCAAUCUCUCAAAGCUGUCACAGAUUCUCCGAUAUCCAAGCCUACUCCUCUCUAUGGCCAACCGUCCUGGUGGGGGGAGGAUGAGGACGCAGCCAACAAAAAGAAGAACACAGGUGGAAAGUCGCCAGAACAGGAGUCUCCAGAGCCUACUAAAGACGUGUCCAGAUAUGAGGUCAACGGCUCUAUGUCCGAAAAUCAAGUCAAGUCCAUCUUCUCCUACCGCCGGGAGCCCAGCUACUUUGAGAUCCCAACAAAGGAAUUACAGCAGCGACCUGCCAAGAAGGCUGAGUCGCAGGUCCACGAGGUUCCAACAAAAGACACUCCAGAUCCCACCAAGGUUGUCUCCUCCACACCUCCCGUGGUCCAAAGCCAUGCCUCCUUCACCAUCGAAUUUGAUGAAUGCAUGCCAGGUAAAAUGAAGAUCAAGGACCACGUGACCAAGUUCUCUUACCGCCAGCAGCAGAAGCUAUCUUCCACAGAGCCCGUCACCGCACCCACUGAGGUGAUGUCAGCAGAAAGCAAAGUUGCUGAUUGGCUCGUCCAGAGUAAUGCCAGCAUGAUGAGAAAGAAGUCACAGGCUGAAGACAUGUAUAGCACAAACAGUGACCCAUCGCUCCUGAAGAUCUCCAAGACAAACCACCAUGAAGAUGGCCCUCGCAGUGAUUCAGAGGAUCCUGCAAUCAAUGGAAGUGAACCUCAGAUUGGGUCCCAGAUUUCUCCUCAACCUCUUAGAGCGUGUCCGCCACAACGCUGCGCCUCCCCCGACUCUGAGGAGCCCUUGUCUUACUCUCCGCCAGAAUCUCAGUCCCUAUCCAGUCUGGGCAAGGCUGAGCCUCACCAAGCCUUUGUUAUUGAAUUCUUUGAUGAUAACCUAAGAAAGAAGCACUCCCAGUCCUUCACUAAUAACACAUCUCCACCUGAGCCCUCAGCCCUAAGGGUCCAGCUGGAGAAGGCGAGGAAGGGCUCAAGCCCAACUGGGGAGAGACGAGUCCCAUCUCAGGCCUCCACCACUCCUCCAACUCAGCAAUACACGGUACCCCUGAAGGGCCCUGCUUCCACAGGCUUCCAGAGAGCUGGCUCUCUGCGAAGGGAGAAGACGGAGGACCGAAUCAGCACCGGCUUUUCCUCUCGCUCCUCGUCCGUGUCUGUAAAACCCUUUUCCAGUAUGGGCCGAAGGUCCAAACUCACCCAGGAAUUUACUGCUGAGUUUCUCAAACAAGCAAAGCAGUCCUCCUCUGCCAGCUUGCAGGAAAAUACAUCUAGUCCCCCUACAACAGCUAAAAGAGAGACAGUGGCCGUAUCCAAGACUAGUCCCCCUCCAUCUAAAGCUUCCUACCAACCACAGACUUCCUCUCCUAUCCACCACCCUGUUCCCCUCAAGGCCCCCUCGAUGUCGGUGCCGUCUCAAGCUGUAGAGGUCAAUAGCCCCCAUGUUGGCCCCAAGAACGAAGAGGAGGACAGUCUGAGUGACGCAGGAACCUACACCAUUGAAGCAGAUGUACAAGAUAAGGAGCUAGAAGAGGCUCGGAGCAAGAUUGACCAGGUGUUUGGUGUUUUUGAGAGCCCAGAGCGCACCAACCAGAGUGAAGCAGAAACAUCAUCAGCAUUUAGGCCUGUUAAUGUUGAGAGCAGGGAGCAGCAUAGGCAGAGUAGCAGUGGGGAGGUGAGGCCAGCUCCAGAACAGGGACAGAGUCUGGUAAAGGGUCAGCCAGCAGGUGCAGUGUUACAGGGGCCUCCUAAGUGGAUGUCUUGCUGGGCCAGCUUGGCAGACAGCUACACAGAAUCUGGCCCCUCGUCUGGCCUCUUUGACAUCUCUUCCCAGAUGGAGUUUUCAGAAGGGGCACGAGGUGCAAUCAGCCACAAUGCCACGCUCAGCCGACACAACGACAGCACUGACUCGGAUGGUUCAAGAGCUCGGCGCGUCCUGCCCCAGUUACCACUGGGCGAGAAGAAUGACAUUCCAACUCCCAGCAUUCAUGUUCAUUAUGACCUGCAAUCAACAUUUGAUGUAGGAGAGAGUAGUAUGGUGGACCCCAGGUCUCAGGAUGGCCUUCAAAGGUUAUCGGUGCAUGACGACGUAGAGCCUGACAGCCUGAGUGAUGCCAGCAAGUCAGAUGAUGGUUCCAUCAUAGAGCAAAAGAGGAGACCGCAGUCAGACAGAGAAGCAAGGGAAAAUGAGGACAAACCCCCAGCUAAGUUAACAUCAUUCUACACUGGGUCAGCAGAGGCUCAACCUGAACUUGGUGGCUCAAACCCCAGCCCUCAAAACACUGAAAUGAAAAAUGCAACCAAACCUUUCUCAACAGCCACCCUGACCAAACAGAGAGGUAACCAGGACUCUGUAAAGGUCAAGCCCGGUGUGUUAGCUCCUGUCCUGAGCCAGAGUACACGGAGUCCUGAGUCCAGAGAGGGUACUGUAUCAGCAUUAAUCAGACAAGAGAGCUUCACCAAGGAGCGGCCUAGCAAUGCCAGAUUGCCCAACAUCUCUAGCGUUCCGGUUCAGAGAGGCCUCGACCCUGAAUCAUUCCAGGGUGCCUGUAAUCAGGACACUCAUUCUUACCUCAAAGAGACAGAGGAUGUUCUGGCGGUUCUGGAGGCCAAACUCCAUGCAGGACAAUCAGAAACAACACCGUCUUCAAUAAUGGACUCUCUCUCUGGGGAGUCGGAUGUCGAUACCUCCAGCACAGUCAGUCAACAUAGCAAUAAGACCAGGCCAAACAUUCUACCCAGAAAAACCUCUGUUAGUGGCCUCCAUAGGGAGAGGUCUUCAGCCAGUAUAGCUAGUCAGGACCCAAGUCGCCAGUCCAGUACAUCAGAAAAGCGACUCUCUCAGGGAGAAGACAGCAACAAUAAGACGGAGUCUUUCAGGAGACCGGUUGGACUGAGACGUAGUGUUGGGAAAAGUGGCUCCACAGACUUCAGUGACGACCCUCAGAGCUUACCUUACUCUGAUCAGGAAUCUAACAACCGCCAAUCCCGCAGAAAAUACACAGUGCCCCUUCAGAAGGAGGACGCCAAGACCUCUAGAGUGUCCCAGGUUUUGAAUCGUGCCAGCAGCUUUUCAGCCCCAAGACCCACCAGAGCGUCCAUGCUUCGGCGCGCUCGCCUGGGAGAAGCUUCAGACAAUGAGGGAACAGAGACAGACAGGCCGUCUCAGGAGGCAGGCAAUGCCCCAGCGAAGCAACCCCAAGAAACCAAGAAACUCUCCAGACUGGAUUUGCUGGCGAUGCCACGUAAGCGGACAAGCUCAUUCAACACACCCAGCGACACCGAGGCCCAAUCUUCCAUCGGCAGCUCGGUUCGAAGGGCUUCUGCACCGGGGUCAAAGCCUUUAGAAAGGCAGCAGAAAGCACCGGUUAACAAGACACCAAUCACUCGUGGACGUUCAAGCAGUGCCAAACAUGCUGGAAGCACCUCAAGCUCCAGGAGACGACACAAAGGCUCUGACUAUACCUCUACCUCAGAUGAGGAGUACGACUCUAACCAGAGCACUCCUAAACACAAACGCUCCCAACCUUCCUCAGCUUCCCAUAGCCCGCGGAAUCUUCAGCGGCCUCAGCAGCUGGUCGCCCUGCAGCCAAAACCUCGCAGCAGAGAUUCUGAAGAGGAGAGCCAUGACGGAGACGCCUUACACAGUUGGUCCAACCACAGCUCUGAGAUUGCACGGUUGAGUCAAGACCUGGCUAAAGACCUAGCUAUCUUGGCCAGAGAGAUCCAUGACGUGGCAGGUGAUGGUGAUCCACAAAACCCCAGAGUGGAGAGCAGUGUGCCCGUCUCCACAGUGACUGCUCAUGAACAGCUGGUUCAUCGUAUUCCAGAGGCUGGAACAAACUACCAGAGGGUCCCACCAAGUUCUACAUCUUCAAGGGAACCUAACCAAAGUGACCAUGAACAGAACACCAGGCAGCGGGCUCAUAGCAGAGAUGAGGUCAUUGUGGACAAUCUGAUGCUCAAUCCAGUGUCACAGAUCAUUAUGGCCAUCAGAGAAAACACUGAGCAACUUGCUGAAAAAAUGAAGGUACUGUUCCAGGACAGGAUGGAUGUCUGGGAAGAAAUUGAGGCCAAGGUUAACUCUGACAAUGAUGAUCCUGUUAUUAAAACCACCAACAAGGAAAUCACAUCUAUCUUGAAAGAACUCAGGGGGGUUCAACGGCAACUUGAGGUCUUUAACACAGUCAUGGAGCCCACUGGACAGUUUGACAAUUCUAAGGCCUCAGCCUCUGCGGUCUCCUCCUCAUCUGGAGCUCGGUCCUCCAGACCUCCCGCCCCACGAGACUGGAGAACGAUCCACUCCGUCUCCAAACGUGGCGGCGGGCCGAGGCCCGGUGAGAGUGUGAGGAGAGCAGCUGUCACACCAGACGAUCUAAGAGCAGGGUAUUUGGUCUGAAAAGGGACACAAACACGCAGGUUUCACCAGUGCUGAACUUCUGCUGUAACUCCACAAACCCAGGUGUCAGACCAGUGUGCACACAAUGAAACCAAGAGGGGGGGGAAGUGAGACUGUACACAGAUCUGUAGCCUCCCGUACAUCCAGCAUAUACACUGAUGCACCAUGAACAUUGCACACCUACACAGUGGUGUAACUCACAGUGAGGCCUGCACUAAACGCACAUAGAGUACGCUCAGUGGGACGCCUACACAUGAGGUAAAGAUUUAAGGAAGUACCAAAAUACUUCAAUAAACCUCACCUCGGACAAGCCUCCAAACUAUACUUGAUUCUCUCUGUGUUAGAGGUUGACCUCUUUAUUUGCCAAUGAUAUGACCAGCAUUGUUGAUUUACUUGGUUUAUUUAAAAACCGGCCUGAGAAUAAUCAUCUCAGGAAAAUUUACUAAUAUAUAAGGUUUCUAUGUUUAGUGACAAAUCAAUUUUUUUUUAGGAAAUAUUAGUUAAUUUAAAUAUGUUUUGGGUAGAAAGAACAGCAGUAACACCAGCAGAUCUGAGUGUACUGUGUACUUGUAUUCUCAGUCAAGCCAUUGCUUUUUCUUAUGUAAUUCUAUGUUUUUGUCUUUGUUUGCCACUUUUCUCUUUGUGGACAAGAUUUAUCGCAGAAUGUAAAAAAUAUUUAUUAGGGAGACCCUGUUUCCGAGACAACAUGACUUUGGGAGAGCUCGUAGACUCUAGUGCCAGACCAAUUAAUGCUCUGUUACACAGUAGCUAUCAACCAAUUUAUUGAGUAUUUAUUCUGUUGGCGUUUCCCAUUGUAUCGCCUCUGUACAGACCUCUGUAUGUUGUCCAGCUGGAGAUGAAAAUCCUUGUGGAAUGUGUGGUCUGACUGGUAGGAGGGACUCAGCUUAGUCACCUGGCAACCACAAACUCAAGUGGCUACAAAACAUGAGUUUUCAAGCAUUCCUGGCUUCUUUACCUUCUGAAAAAAAAUGGGUUUUUAUUUGUGUCAAACGCACUUUGGGGGCUUGAAAGUGUAGUGUUUUGUCGCAAGCACUGUCAGCUCCGAUGUUUGGCCAAAGACCAUCAUUAAACAACUGACAGAAAUGAGUCACCUUUAUUCCUGUUUAUGCUGAGCUCUCAAGAGCUCUCAGAGCACUGUGGUAGGAUUUAAUAUUUCCUCUCGAGUCACAAGGUCACUUGUGAUGGGUCCUCACAUGACAGGAGAAGUAAAGUCAUUUAAGCAUUGUAGUUGACAAAGUCAAUCUGGUGAAGCUGUAAAUCUGACAAUAACUUUGUGACAUUCUGUUCACUGUAUGUAAAUAUCUAAAGACAUCUGCUUCAUACAAAUUACCUCUCAAUCUUGUCUUUUGCACUAAUGUAGUACAACAUUGUCCCCUCGACUUGAUAUGCUGCAAACUGAAAGCUGUUUCUCUCCUGCUAAAGAUUGUAAACAUUUGAUGCCGUUGAGCUUUCAGCAGGAAAGAACGUUGCAGGUUGCCUUUCUCCUUUUCCCUGUCCAGAUUGUACAUGUGAUUGUAAUUGGGAUGUACGUAGAAGUGCCACAGAGCUGUGUGGGACAGUGGUUGUUUACAAACUCAAGCUAAAUUGAAUGUUUGUCCCAUUGACAUCACUUGCUCAAAGUGUUGCUGCUAUUCUUCUUCUGUGGGAUAGUAUUUCCCCUUUGCUUCCAUCUAAGUCAAAGCUACAGCAGGUUUGAGAGCUGAAAAGUAGUUGUUUGUCAAAUUUGUGUCCUUUUUUUGAUAUUCAAUUUAUGUUUCCCCUCCCUUUACCUGUUUUGAUUUGGUCGUAUUGCUGUCUUGUUAGCUGGUAUUUAUGUUUGUGUUUUUGUUUAAUUUGAUAUAUGAUGA
Anoplopoma fimbria (sablefish) is the source of this 6953-nucleotide messenger RNA. It is a transcript of the gene cep170ba, whose product is annotated as centrosomal protein 170Ba. NCBI's taxonomy places the organism in Eukaryota, Metazoa, Chordata, Actinopteri, Perciformes, Anoplopomatidae. The transcript is spliced from 19 exons. The record is from RefSeq and is a predicted model, not a curated record. Bases 229 to 5085 code for a protein of 1618 amino acids. Gene Ontology annotation, molecular function: protein binding.